ACGACUGCUCGAAAAAAUUGCCUUCGUCGAAAUGGGUAAAAGUGAACAUGACGUCAAUGAUUAUUACGAGGAAUUACAAGAUCAGGAAAAGGUUAUCGCUGUUUUGGAGAGUGAAGCUGCUGAAAAGAAUAUUGAUCUUCGUUUGAAAGACAGAAUUGAGACUACUAAGUACGAAGUCAAAUCUGCUGCUGAAGCUCAUUUAGAUUGGCAGCCUUCUAAGGUAUCCUAUGACGGGGUAUUGACAUUCGUUUGCUGUGACGAGACUAAGUCGUUCUCCCUAAGCAAGCCAGAGAUAUGGAAAACGUUAGUUGAAAGAAUAGAUUUCCUUUACGCGCCUGGAAGUCAUCUAAAAGUACGAGAUGGAAUUAGUGGAGAAAAUUGUGGAUCCAUGAUAAUGACAACAGCAGCAUGA
Molecule: messenger RNA, 412 nt
Organism: Dendronephthya gigantea
Lineage: Eukaryota; Metazoa; Cnidaria; Anthozoa; Malacalcyonacea; Nephtheidae
Exons: 2
Coding region: 32-412 (126 amino acids)
Source: RefSeq, a predicted model, not a curated record